Molecule: messenger RNA, 2995 nt
Organism: Cydia splendana
Lineage: Eukaryota; Metazoa; Arthropoda; Insecta; Lepidoptera; Tortricidae
Gene: Jasper
Product: PC4 and SFRS1-interacting protein
Exons: 16
Coding region: 268-2667 (799 amino acids)
Source: RefSeq, a predicted model, not a curated record
ACUGGCAACUCUGAUAUCGGCGAACGCCAUGUUUGUUUCUUUUCCGUCAUUCCUUUGCCGCGGAGAGAUUUUUUAAGGUUAUUUCUUAUUCUUAUCUUGGCGUCUGUUUUGAUUCUCAAAGAAGUUCAUCUUGUUUUUAUGAAUACGCACUCUCUAGUUAAGCAUUAUAGACUCAAAUUGGUUAAUACGUGAUUGCAGAUAGCGUCGUGCAGCUGUAGCUAAUAUUAUAAUCGGCUAAUAUAUUUACCGAUUGACGGCGUUGUUUUUAUGAAAAUGGGCAAGAAAGUAAGAGAAUACAAGUCUGGCGACUUUAUAUUCGCCAAAGUCAAAGGAUACCCAGCAUGGCCGGCUCGAGUACAGAAACAGAAUGGCAAGAAGUAUUUCGUAUACUUCUAUGGCACUGGGGAGACCGCCAACCUGCCUCCGAACAUGAUAUUCGACUACGCUGAGAACAAGGACAAGUUCCUGAACAAGUCGGUGAAGCGCAAGGACUUCAACGACGGCGUGAAGCAGAUUGAGCACGACUUCGCUAAUAAUGUGCCUUUGGAGGAAGUCAUCGGAGCUUUAGCGGAGGCGGAACCAGCGCCCGCCGACGACAGCAUGAAUGAGACGGCCAAUGACACCGCCGACUCGGCUAUUGACACCACUGCUGCAGAUGAGACCAUGGACGAGACUGCGAACGACGGCCCCGUCGAGGACUCGGACGAUGCAGGCGCGUUGGUUAUUGACGAAGGAAAGCAGAAAGGCCGAAAGUCCUCCGCGAAGCCGGCGGCGACGCCCAAAGCUAAAGAACCCAAGACCCCGCGCGGCCGCCCCAAGAAGGAUGAUAAAGAGGAUGAGGAGGAAAAGAAGGACGAGGAGAUUGUUAGCAGGAGCGGCAGGAAGAUCAAACCUGGGAAGAGAUACAUAGACGAGCAGACAGACGACAACGCCACCCUGCCGUCGCCGGCGCCCAAGAAGCGCCGCGGGGCGUCGCCUAGCGCGGAGAAGGAUAAGGAGGUGAAGGAAAAACCGCAGGACAGGAAUAUUAAGGCGUACAACACCGUACAACAGUCGGAACUUCGGGAACUGAAGGAACCCUUCAAAAGUGCGGACCCAGAGAAGGAAAAUAUCCUGAUUGCCUACCUUCCCUCCGGACAGUACUGCGGAGUGAAAUUAUUCCAGUCCCGGCCUACUAGUUUCAAGAGCGAAGCCUCCAGGCUACAGUGGGACAAGCAAGCCGCUUCUAACGCCAUCACGCUUAAGAAACAGCUGGAAAAAGGUCAAAUCACACCACAGUCGAUAUCGGCGCAGCUCGUCAUGGAUCUGAACCUGACCGACGACGACCGACAAGCACUGGACAGGGACAGAGAUCUGGAGGUAAAGAAGUCCCGCCUGCACUUCCUGAAGACAGAGAUGAAGCUGAUCGAGCUGGACGCCAAGAUCAAGACUUGUCUCAGCUUGGAGAAGGCUGACACUGAACUCUGUCUCAAGCUGAUUGAUGAGAUCCUUGAGCUGGACCUAGCCGCCCUGAUGCUGCUAAAACACCCGACGUGCAUGGAGACGGUGAAGCGCAUGCGCGUGUACGUCGGCAACGCGCCCUCCUGGGAGAUGAGCGAGGCCGAGGCGCUCACGUUCAGCAAGCAGGCGCACCGCAUCCGGAACAAGGCCGACGCACUCUUCAUCACCAUGAGGGACUUAUUCCACGUACCCGAAGGAGUUUCCUUCUGGGAGCUGUUCAACGAGCGUGUGGCGCAGUUCAAGGCGGCCACGGAGACCCUGCACGCGGACAAGCUGCUCGAGAUGGUGCACGAGCCCAUCGAACUGUCCCAGCCAAUCGCUCACACGAUGAAGGCGGCGGUGGACGCGGCCAACGAACAGGAGGCUGCGGAGUCAGACGACGCUGACAAGAAGAAGAAAGCCACCCCAGCUAAAGGCAAGAAGCCUAACAGCACUCCAUUGAAACAACCCCUCAAGCGCGGACGAAAACCGGCACAAGAAGAGAAGAAGGAAAUGGAAGAAGAAGACAAAGCUGAAGAGCCAGACACCAACAAACCUAAUGAAAACGAUAAAGAUGAUUCAGAGCCAAAGGAAAAUAAUGAAAAUGAAAAAUCUAAUGAAGCGGAAAAGGCAAACGAUGACGCUGCCGAUAAAGAAGUGGAGAGAGUUAAUGAAAACUCUGAGAAUCAUGAGAAUGAGGAAAAAGGCGAAGGUGACAGCGAGAAGAUUAAAGACGAUGCGAAAAAGGAAUCUAAUUCUAAAGAGAAGACUAAUGAUGCAAAAAAGGAAUCUAAUUCUAAAGAGAAGACUAAUGAUGCAAAAAAGGAAUUUAACUCUAAAGAGAAGACUAAUGAUGCAAAAAAGGAAUCUAACUCUAAAGAGAAAGGUGAUGUUAGUAAAACAAAUGACAAAGAUGAAAUAGAAGAUGAGAAUGACAAGGAAAGCAAAAAGGAGAGUGAAAAAAAUAGCGAUAAGUCUAAAGAUAAUGGUAAAAAUAAAGAGAAAGGUAAUGAAGCUAAGAAUGGGAAGGAUAAGCCGAAGCCGGGGGACAAGAGGAAUAAGAGUGAGAAGGAACCGUCGGUGGAGAAAGAGAAGGUUGAUGACGAGCCUAGGGCCAAGCGAUCGAGAGAGAGCAAGAAGACUGAGCCGCCGCCGCGGUCACCGGCCAAAAGGAAGUCCCGGUCCUAAGCCGCUUACAACUUUAACGGAAUUAUUCUCGCCACUACAGUGGCCACUUGACUGACACCUUUUGCACAAACACCAUUCUAUUACAUCUAUAAUCCAAACUAAUAAAUGUUAAAGCUGUAAGAGACGGGCGUACCGAACCCCGAACUUGGUCCGGUCCGAGGCCUGUUUGAUCGUGUGUAUGGUGGUCCAGGGUACGUCCGUUAUUCAGUGCCAGCUCAAGCUACGUCCUACAAGCAUGGCUAGUGAUCCAAAAAACUCGAGCCUUUUAGCUCUUUUUUUUAGGGCUCGCCUCAACUCUUGACGCCUAAAAGGCUAAAAGCCUUUUCAA